Heterobilharzia americana is the source of this 3796-nucleotide messenger RNA. The record is from the annotation of a GenBank genome assembly. Lineage: Eukaryota; Metazoa; Platyhelminthes; Trematoda; Strigeidida; Schistosomatidae.
CUAGUUGCUCAGGUUAUGUAAACUGUUUCUCCAAUGAGAGUUGAGGGUGUUCGCGCACUGUUUGUUUUUGGGUGCAGGAGGUUAUCGGAAGAUGCCACAAAAACUACCUUUUCGUGUAGUAUAUGUGUCUAGUCAAGAUGAAAAUUUUCCUGCUACAGAGCUAAACCAUCACCACCCAGCAACUAAAGGAUGGGUUUCAACUAGAUUUUGUGCAUACCCACAACAGCUGAUCUUGGCACUAGAAGGAAGGGCCAAUUUUCGAAAAAUACAAGUACUAUGUCAUCAAUACUUGAUAGCCUCGAAGAUCGAGUUUUUUGUGGGAGAUACACCAGAUGAUGAAAUCAAGCACUUCAAAAACGCCAAUUUUAGUAGGCUAGGAUAUGUGGCCCUUUCCGACAAUCAGGCAACAGAGUUUAAAGCUAGGGAACUAAAGUCAGUACAUCUUGAUGCAUCUGGAUCUUACAUUCAACUAUUUCUGCAUAAAAACCAUUCAAAUAGUUUAAAUCUAUAUAGUCAGGUUGGAAUUGUUGCUAUCAAUAUAAUUGGUGAUUUCAUCAACAGGAACCCACUCUCUGAUCCUGAAGACUUUCCUCCAGUUGUUCAUAACACAGAUUAUAUACCUCCCACAGAAGACUUAGCGUUUGAUAUGUAUCAGGACCCUGAAGUUGCUAAUAUAAUAAGGAGAUUAGAAAAACAAAAGCGUAUUGCUGUUAUGGCUGAACGUUUUGAUCAAGCACAAAGUAUGAGGGAUGCCAUAGCUCAACUACAACAGGUUGGUGAACGUCUUGGUAGACUAGCACUUGAAAAACAACAAGCCGUCGAAAAAGAGAACUAUGAAGAAGCUAACUUGAAAAAGAAUGAAAUGAGUGAAAUUCGUACCAAUUUGUAUAGAGAUAUUGAUUUAGUUAGAUUAUUGUCCACUAAUGUAGCAGAAAAUCAACAAAGUUUUGGUCGAAUUGAGAGUUCAUUUAAUGAUACAAUUAAUGAACGAAACAAGAUGAAUCGUAUGCCACCAAUACGUUUUCAGAGUCUGCUAACAGCAGAUGACCCAAAUGGAAAUUGGCGUAGCGAUGAAUCAUAUAAUACUAACAAUAAAAAUAAUAAUAAUCAAACGACUGAUUACUUCCCAUUUCGUCGGGCACAUCCUUUAAUUGAUCCUGAUGAACGUCCUUUACCAGCUCUUAAAAGCAAAGUUAGAGAUAACAGUGCAGCACUACGUGCAAUCGAUGAAGAACAAUAUACAUUAGAUUUUUCAGUCCCAGGUCAUCAUGAUGUUUGUGAUGAUUUACAACAUUCUGAACAUGUACUUGUCAACGCAAUUGAACAUGAUCAUAGGGAUAUCGAUUCUUAUGACGAUGAGCAUACUAUGAAGUACUUGGAACAAGCAUCUUAUGAACGUAUGCUUGAAAAUGGCGAAACUUUACCAACUGGUGUUAUUGAUCUUCCUGAACCAAUGAGUGAAACCAAUCGACGUCAAGCUGUUGUAGCCAUUGAUGUUGUUGGAAUUAAUCUUGUCACAAAAGCUUAUAGCAAAUCAUGGGUUUUUCGUGAAAAAGCUCUUCUUGAACUGGAACAACGUGUAACUGCACCAAAGCUUCCUCCUCCCGUAUCACUCCCGGAUUUAUCUAACCCUGAUCCAAAGGCAGAAAUCCGAUCUACCACGUUCCUUUUACGUCGAGCAUUAGGUGAUCAGGUCUUGUCAAUAUUUCGUUUGGCUACUAAAUUUCUCAAACCAACAAUUGUUGAUUUUGCUGACAAAUAUUCUAUUCCACGACCUGAUUUAUAUUACUGUAUGGACAAGUUGAUUCCAGUGAUUUUCCAACGUACUGGUGAUCCUUCAUCACGUAUUAGAGAUACAGCAAAAAGGAAAAUUUUAGAAAUUGCUCAGUGGCCGCAGAUGAAACAAUAUACAACAUUUUGGAGUGAAUUAGUUCGACCAUUUCCUCCUAUAACUUUAGAUCGAUUGGCGUUAAGUCGAAUUGAAUUGGUGACAGAGUUAUAUGCCAUUCGAGGUGUUGAUCCUAUUUUCAAUGAAUAUGGACACGGGAAUCAAGGAGGUUUCACUUUAGACGCUUUAACUAUGUUCACAGCGAAGUGUUUAGAUCAUCGAUCAAAUGAAGUACGUGAGACAGCUGAAAAUCUUAUUGUUGCCCUCUAUCGUGCGGAGGAACGAACUAUUGUUCGUCGUGUCAUACCUUUAGAUGAUGUGAACUUACAUCGACAUCCUUUAUACAGAAGACUACUUGGAAAAUUUGACCGAAUUGAUGGAAGGUAUGCUCCAACUUCAAAUGAUCAGCCACCUGGAAUCAAAGCUUCGGUUAAGCAAAGAGAGGUUGAGGCGCUUCAGGCAGAUGUUCAGCAGAUUCGCGCUAUGGUUGGACACGGUAAUCGGAGUAAUCCUUCAAUAACAGACCAUUUUAAUCCACGAGUACAGCGUAACAUACAAUCAACAAAUCAUGAGAGGAAAUCUGCUACCAUACUAAAAAGUUAUAAUCGUAAGUCUACGAAUCCACUAUCUGCAUCUCCGAAUCAUCAGAAUCAAAUAUGUAACCAAAAUGGAUCAAGAAUUCAAAAGGUUGAAAAACCAUUUCAAAAUUCAGCAGCUCCUAGUAUCUCUGAAGAUUCAAAUCAACAUACUGAAGAAGCAGAACUUUUACUGAGCUUAGAUAAAACGUGUAUAUUCUGUGGGGAACAAAAUGAGUCUUUCACAGAGGAAGGUUUAGAUUUACAUUAUUGGAAAAUUUGUCCAAUGCUCCAUCGUUGUCCUAAUUGUAAACAAGUGGUUGAAAUAGCUGGUUUAACUGAUCAUUUACUUAAAGAAUGUGAAGCUUGUACACCUGGACAGUAUGAACGUUGUUCUCGGUGUUCAGAAGCUAUACUAAGAACACAUCUAAAUUCUCAUAAUUGUUUACCUAUAAAAUUAUCAUCUGGAUUACGUUGUCCUCUUUGUCAUCAUGAUCUCCCAUUUCUACCAGUUUCAAUUGCACCUGGUGGUCCUGAAGAUGUAUGGAAAGCACAUUUUUUAGGUUCUAAUACUAUUAAUAUGCCUCAAUGUACAGAGAAUCCAAGAUGUUUACAAAACCAACAGAAAAGUAAUCCUUCUUCCAUAAAAUCUAAAUCCACUUCAGAAGCUAGAUAACAUUUUAUUGAAAAUGUUGUACUAAUGUUCGAUUACUUUACAAAAGUAAAAAUCAACGAUAUUUCGUGAAACGUUGUCUACGGAAAUAGCCAGACAUUUAGAACCCUUGAUAAAUCUAAACAAAGUAAAAACAAAAGUGGAAUACCCAGGCCAUCACAUACAGCUAAAGUUCGUCCGGUCUAAGUUGAGCAUCAUCAGUAACAUCAUGGUUAUAUUCAUACUUUUCCUCUAUUAUAAUUUUAAUUUUUUGCUCAUUAUUUCAGUUGUGAUAUUCGUUGCUAGUAUUAUGCAUAAAUGCUAUUACAUAGAUCCACAAUUUCAAUCCUUUCGUCUUUAUUCCAAUCCCUACACAAAAACUGAGUGCAGGUAAUAGUGUAAAUGCUUUCCUUUAGUUUGUAUACUGUUUUCGUAGAACGGUAUUUUUCCUUAACUCAAUUGAAAGAGGUGAAUUCAACUCAAUUCAAUGAAUUUCAUUCACGAUAAUGUGUAUAUUUUUUCUACUUUUACAAUUAUUUUUACUCCUUUUUACAUGUCACUACUAUCAUCUGUUUGUAGUCAUCUGUAUAAGUGAAUGUACUGAGUGAGUUCGUUUUAUCUUCAUGUAACUUUUAAUAUUGUACUUACUUUAUCGGUCAUUAUUUGAUAAGAAAUAAGGAU